GUCUCCAGAGUUCAUUCAUCUCUUCUUUUAGCGGACCGUCGUCACCCCCUCGCACUCCUCCCACCGAUUGGACCAGCGCCUCCAAACGAGAACUUUCUCGUUUCCUCCUCCCCCCUCCCCCCCAAAAAAAAACACUGCCGCCUUUUGCACCGGCCGCGGGCGGUAGUACACCUAAAGAUAUAUCGAUGAAGAGGGAGGGGGAGGUGGUGCGGGUGGGCAAGUACGAGGUGGGGCGGACGCUUGGGGAGGGCAACUUUGCCAAAGUCAAGCUCGCUCGCCACGUCGACUCCGGCCGCUGCUUCGCCGUCAAGGUCCUCGAGCGCAAGCGCAUCCUCGACCUCCAUACCCACGAUCAGAUUAAGAGGGAGAUUGGCACGCUGAAGCUCCUCAAGCAUCCCAACGUCGUCAGAUUGUACGAGGUCCUGGCGAGCAAAACCAAGAUCUACAUGGUUCUCGAAUACGUCGAUGGGGGCGAACUAUUUGAUAGAAUAGAGUCUAAAGGAAGACUAUCAGAACCCGAAGGGCGUAAGCUUUUCCAGCAGCUGAUCGAUGCUGUCAGCUAUUGCCAUGAAAAGGGUGUUUUCCAUAGAGAUCUGAAGCCAGAGAAUGUGCUUCUUGACACACAAGGAAAUGCUAAGAUCUCAGACUUCGGCCUCAGUGCUUUGCCUCAACAGUUUGGGCAUGACGGUUUACUGCACACUACAUGUGGGAGUCCGAACUACGUUGCUCCUGAGGUUAUUGCCAACAAAGGCUACGAUGGUGCAAUGUCAGACAUCUGGUCUUGUGGUGUGAUCUUGUAUGUCAUUCUUACUGGAUGUCUUCCCUUUGAUGACACAAACCUUGCCGUUCUCUAUCAAAAGAUCUUAAAAGGUGAUGUCCAGAUACCCAAAUGGCUUUCGCCAGGAGCCCGUAACUUGAUAACGAGAAUUCUUGAUCCAAAUCCUCAUACCCGGAUGAACAUGGCUCAGAUCAAAGAAGACAAAUGGUUCAAGCAAGAUUAUGACCCUGCUAAGCCAGAGGAAGAUGAAGAAGAUAUAAGCAGUGACGAUGAAGCCUUCUCGAUCAAAGAGGUUGCAGAGGCAGAGAGACAUGGAGAUGCAUACACCCAUAUCAAUGCUUUCGAGCUAAUUGGAAUGUCUUCCUGCCUUGAUCUCUCUGGGUUUUUUGAGGAAGAGGAUGCCUCUGGGAGAAAGAUCAGAUUCACCUCAAAUUGUCAACCAGAGGAGCUGCUGAAGAAGAUCGAGGACAUUGUCUCAGGAAUGGGAUUCCAGGUGCAGAGAGGCCAUGGCAAGCUAAAAGUCGUGCAACUGUGUGACAGCAAGUCAAGCAGCAGAUCCUUUUCAGCUGUUGCUGAGGUGUUUGAGCUCGGUCCUUCAUUGUACGUGGUGGAAUUAAGGAAAACGCAGGGAGACUCUUCCUUAUAUCGGCAGCUUUGGGCAAAGCUCUCAGAUAACUUGGGAGUCUACAAAAGCCAAGAGGCUUUGACAAAGCAGCCAUUGUUGACAGAGCUCACAGGAUUAGGAGGGAGUCCUGUUAUUGCUGCAUGAUUUCAUGUUGAAGCCCACAAGUAUUUUCUUCGAUGCAGUAAGCGUCGGUGUGGGAGAAUGGAAGCAAUACGUUAUUCUGUUUGAUUGAAACCUAUUAUUCUCUGUUAUAUGUUGUCCAUGAACAUCUAAGAUAUUAAUAUUAUUCCAAUUGAAGGGGUUCGUCAUCAUAUAAAAAUUAUCGUUGACGGUAAA
Molecule: messenger RNA, 1739 nt
Organism: Musa acuminata AAA Group (dessert banana)
Lineage: Eukaryota; Viridiplantae; Streptophyta; Magnoliopsida; Zingiberales; Musaceae
Product: CBL-interacting protein kinase 1
Exons: 13
Coding region: 186-1547 (453 amino acids)
Biological process (GO): protein phosphorylation; signal transduction
Molecular function (GO): ATP binding; protein serine/threonine kinase activity
Source: RefSeq, a predicted model, not a curated record